Messenger RNA from Aegilops tauschii subsp. strangulata, 1101 nucleotides. The record is from RefSeq and is a predicted model, not a curated record. Lineage: Eukaryota; Viridiplantae; Streptophyta; Magnoliopsida; Poales; Poaceae.
UGUGAUGGCUGAUAAUACCAAGUUCGUGCUUUUCUUUCUCCUCUUGAGCAGCUCAUCACCGUGUUUUGGUACUAAACAAGAUAUCCGGUGCCUCAAGUCUGUACAAGGCUCAUUGGCUGAUCCUGGCGGUGUACUCAGAUCUUGGGACUUUGAAAAUGACACCGACGGUUACAUAUGCCGGUUCACCGGCGUGGAAUGCUGGCACCCUGAUCAGAACAGGGUUCUUGGGUUGCGUCUCGGCAACAUCGGACUCGAAGGUCCAUUCCCUCGAGGCCUCCAGCUUUGCAGCUUCAUGACCGCCUUUGACAUGUCUGGCAACAACUUCUCAGGGCCGCUCCCGGAACACAUCUUCGAGCAGAUGGCAUACAUAACCUACCUCGACCUCUCGAACAACAGUCUCUCGGGCGUGAUCCCUGCAGGCAUCGCGAACAUGACAUACCUGAGCACCCUCGCCCUUCAGCACAACCAGUUCGACGGCGGAAUUCAGGCGCAGCUAGGCAACGCUUCGCAGCUCAUUUCGUUCAAUGUCGCCGAUAACUCACUGUCGGGCCCUGUCCCGGACUCUUUGCAUCGCUUCCCGGCUGCCAACUUCACGGGCAACCCAGGGCUUUGCGGGGCGCCGCUCGACAAGAAGUGCAAGAAGAGCUUCAUGGUGCGGAUACACGUCCGUCUUGUUCGGAUUCGGGAGAUGUUUGUCCGGAUUCAUAAGCUGCUGCAUAGGAUCAACGACGCGUCCAUCAUCGGGGCGUCGGCUGGGUUCAUCUUGGGGUUCGUGUUGGCCUUCUACUUUCCGCACAAGUUCUUGUUCUGUGGGAGGCUCCAGCCCUACACCUUUCGUGUUUGUGGGUGACAGUGUGUACAUGAGCGUUGGGCUAGAGAAUGUGCCAGCUGCCUUUAUUGGUCUAUCCUGUGGUAAAUAUGUGGGCAAACAAGUCGUGUGUGUGGUCACAAGAGUGAAGUACGUCUACAUUCUGAUGAAUAUUUAUUACGAAUAUCGCAUGACCCAAAUAAAUAAUAAAAAAUGUGAAACUUCUCAUGUUGAUGUACGUUUAUCUGAUCUUGUCCAUGCUUUGCUCAAUAUCAAGUGUUUUUCAAACUAUA